AGAGUUUCCCCCCCAGCAUUGUGAUUAGCCGUUAGCUCUUAGCUGCGGCGUUAGAGCCUAAAAACCCGGUUUUACCCGGUAUUUGUGCGGCGGCGGCGGCAUGGCCCUGCGUCUCCUGGUCCCCCCGCUCCGUCUGCUGACCGGGUCCGUGUGGCGGGUUCUGCAGCGCCGCAGCGUGGGCCAGUACGGGAUGCUGGAGGACUUCGUCUCCAUGGUAACGGAGGCGGCACCGGACCUGCUGACGGACCGGCAGAGGAGCCUGAUGCUGCUGGCGCUGCGGGCCAAGAUGACGCUCAGCGACCCGGAUGAUGUUCCCGCCCACCUGGAGAGGAUCCGGGCCAUCGCCACGGCAACGCGUGACGAGGACGUUAGCGGCUGCUGCUCCGCUCUGUCGGCUCUGGCCAACCGGCUGAGUCCGGCCGACACGCGGCGCCUCCUGGAGGAGGUUUUCGGCCAGGGCUUCGACUCCGCCCUGCAGGCCCUGGUGGAGGACUUCCUGUCCAGGAUGGAGCAGCUGCUGCCGGUUCCAGACUUCAGACAGGCGGCCUCCCUGCUCGACGGCGCCCCCUCUGUUCUGGAGGACUGUCUGCAGGAAGUGAACAGUAACGACCUGAAGGAGCUGCUGACCAAUCAGAGCUGCGGGGGCGGAGCCACAACCGCCGGUACGACCAAUCAGAGCUGGGGGGGCGGAGCCACAACCGCCGGUACGACGACACCAACCUCGGAGAAGCUCCUCCUCUCCGCCUGGUCCCACCCCCUCCUGGCCCGGCUGACCAAUCCUGAGCCUCCGCUGGCCGAGGCUCCGCCCCCACCCCAGAUGGAGGUGAGGACGGAGGCCGAGCCGGAGCGGCUCCAGGAAGCUCCGCCCCCCCAGGCCGAGGCUCCGCCCCCGGCCAAGCCAGAGGCGUCCAAUCAGAGCCCGGCGGCGGCGGCUAGCGAGGACGGUCCGGUGGCUCAGGUGGAUCCGGACCUGGACAGGACGGACGACGCACCUGGAGACGCCGCCGGCCAAUCAGAGGACGGGUCGUCCUCCCAGGUCAAUCCCCUCCACACCAUUUCCCACAAUUCCCAGCGUGUUGCUCACCGGUGUCCUCACUGUGGGAAAUGUUUCAUCUACCGCUCUCAGGUGAUCCGACACCUGCGCAGCAACAAGUCCUGCCGCUCCGCCGUUAGCAGCGGUGCGACGACCCGGCCGAGUCCCCCGGGAACCCCUGGUACUCCGGGAACCGCGGGAGCCCCUGGUACCCCGGACGGGGAGCCCCACCCCCCGGACACAGAGCCCCGCCCCCCAGAGCCCCCCGAGCCCCGCCCCCUCCGGACUCUGGCCUGCUUCCAGUGCGGCGCUGCGUUCGCGUCGCGGGAAGAGCUGCUAGCGCACCGGCGCAGCCACCAGGCGCGGCCCGUGUUCCGGUGCGGCCAGUGCGACCGCGCCUUCCGGCACCUGUCCAGCCUGACCAACCACAAGCAGACGCACCUGGACAAGGACGGCUACGUCUGCGGCCGCUGCCACCGCGCCUUCGCGUCGCCGCAGGAGCGCGACGCCCACCGGCUGCAGCACCGGCCGCCCGACCUCGCCUGCAGCGUCUGCACGCAGACGUUCGGCUCGCAGACGCUGCUGCUGCGACACCUGCAGACGCACGCCGAGGAGGGCGUCGCGCCGCGCUACAGCUGCCGCUUCUGCGAGCAGAGUUUCCCAGGCGUGACGCAGCUGCGGAUCCACCAGCGCUCGCACGCGUCGCGCUCGUUCCGCUGCGACCAGUGCGGCAAGUCGUACGGCUCGCUGACGGGCCUGAGCGCGCACCGCGCUAGCCACGGCGCCGACAGCCGCUUCCUGUGCCCGCAGUGCGGCAAGCGCUUCAAGACGCGCGACGGCCUGGAGGGCCACCUGCGCGGGCACCGCGGCGAGCGGCCGUUCCGCUGCCGCUUCUGCCCCAAGACCUUCACGGCGCUGGCCGGCCUCAACGUGCACGUGCGGCGCCACACCGGCGAGCGGCCGUACGUCUGCGCCGUGUGCGGCAAGGGCUGGCCGUCCGGCGGCGACCUGCAGAAGCACAUGCGUACGCACACCGGCGAGCGGCCGUACGUCUGCCAGGAGUGCGGCAAGGCCUUCUCCAUCUCCUGCCACCUGACGGAGCACCGGCGCAUCCACACAGGGGAGAAACCGUUCAGCUGCCCCGAGUGCGGGAAGUGUCUCCGGAGGAAGUUCGACCUGAAGAAGCACCUGUUGUCUCACAGCAGCGUCCGCCCGUUCGCCUGCAGCUGCUGCAACAAGAGCUACACCCGGCGGACGCACCUGAACCGGCACCUGCUGACGCACCGGGGGGGGGAGGGGCUGAGUGACAUCACCGAAGGGGAGGGGGAGGCGGCUUAG
Messenger RNA from Cololabis saira (Pacific saury), 2371 nucleotides. RefSeq names its product zinc finger protein 74-like. Gene Ontology annotation, molecular function: DNA-binding transcription factor activity; RNA polymerase II cis-regulatory region sequence-specific DNA binding. The record is from RefSeq and is a predicted model, not a curated record. Gene Ontology annotation, biological process: regulation of transcription by RNA polymerase II. The transcript is spliced from 10 exons. Bases 101 to 2371 code for a protein of 756 amino acids. Lineage: Eukaryota; Metazoa; Chordata; Actinopteri; Beloniformes; Belonidae.